Molecule: messenger RNA, 1583 nt
Organism: Cuscuta epithymum
Lineage: Eukaryota; Viridiplantae; Streptophyta; Magnoliopsida; Solanales; Convolvulaceae
Source: the annotation of a GenBank genome assembly
UUUAACUACUAAACAAUUCUCUCUAGGGCUUUGGUGCCACUAAAGCUCUGUUUUUCUCCGUUGUUGAAUUUCCGAGGAGCGGGCCGCCUUCUGGUGGGCUUUGGUAUUUGUAACGCAGGUGCUGAGCAAGGCGAAGGUUGCGGCGACUUUCCUUCGGCGAUUGAAGGACGGACUCCGCAUGUCAUCUUUCUUCUUCGUCUAUCCCGCAAACGGAAGCCGAUUUUUGAGAAGCAGGGGCGAAUCCUCUGAUGGAAGAUAUAGUUAAUCAAUACAAAUAGAUGGCAAUUGGUGAGGAUAAGGAGGAGCUGGUUUUCGAUGAUGAGGAAGAUGGAGAGCAGCCGACAAACAAAGGGAAGGCGAUUUUUCCGGUGGUUGGUAUGGUUCUUACGGAUCGGAAGAUCAAAUUUCAGUUUUUCAAGGAAUUGAUGGCAUCGUUGUGGAGGCUAGUUAAAGGUGUGUCCAUCAAAGAAAUUGGUGAAAAGAGGUACAUCUUUACUUUUUACCAUGUUUUGGAUAUGAGACUUGUUUUAGAUGAAGGUUCGUGGUUGUAUGAAAAGAAUUUAUUACUGCUAAAAGAAAUCAAGGUGGAGGAUAUUCCUCUACGGAUUAAUCUUCAUUAGGCUGAGUUUUAGGUUCAGGUUCACAAUGUAGCGUAUGGUUUUAUGAAUUUGGCCUCUGCGAGGUGAAAUGGCAAUUAUAUUGGAAGUUUUAUUAGUUUUGAUGAAAGCCAGUUUGAUGAAAAAUGAGAGACCUAUAUGAGAAUUAGGGUCCGAAUGGAUGUUAAGAGGCCCCUGAAAAAAUGUACUACACUGAAAAAGGUGUGGAUUAGCCAAUGGGUGGACUUUAAGUAUGAAAAACUCCCAAACUUUUAUUUUGUUUGUGGAAUUAUUGGCCAUUCUGAUAAAUUUUGCCCAAUAGUGUAUGAGGGGGAGAACAUCACUUUUAAUAAAAUUUAUGGACUAAAUCUUAGACCUGGGGGUGGGGUGAAGACUAGCCCAACAGGAGGAAACAAGUGGCUGAUUGAAGGGUCUUCCAAUACUUGUAUGAGGCUUCCACAGAGGAGUGAUAGUGAGGAUACAGACAAGCAGGGCUGAAAGGAGACUACAACAAGGACAGGAAUCGGCUCUAUUAAGGAAGGGAAUUCGGUGAGUCCGGAGGAGGGGUCGGGAGAGCAGAAGCGCAGGAGAAACUGGGAGGAAAAGGAACAAGAGGAUCCAGCAGGGGAGGAUAUGGCACUUGAUAGGCAAAAAGGCUCGGUUGGCGGACUUGUGGUGGUGCACUUGAAGUUUGAGAGUUUUUCCUACUUUUUUUGUUGUUGUUUUAGUUAAUCACACUGUUUACUGCGUUGUUUUAAUUUUUUAUUGUAUGAUUCUUGCAUUAAGAUCGGGUGAUGGUAGGUCUGCUUCAAUCGUCUGUGGCUCAGGUUUGCCCAUUAAUGGAUCAACGAGUUAUAUUGCUUAUUUGAAGGUGAUGAACUCCAAGCCUAGUUCGAGGACUGACGAUUAUAUGUGGCUCCUAUAUCAUUUUAGUUCCUUUCCGAAUUCUAACGCUUUGAUUUCAAUAUAAGCCUCCCUCUUCAAAAA